This is a messenger RNA of Oppiella nova, 2488 nucleotides long. NCBI's taxonomy places the organism in Eukaryota, Metazoa, Arthropoda, Arachnida, Sarcoptiformes, Oppiidae. The record is from the annotation of a GenBank genome assembly.
ACCCGAGUGGCGGCGGCCGUCGCCCAGGAGGCCAUCUGCACCAUCAUGUCCUCAUCGGCUGACCACGACUUCGAGCUCAGCCUCCAGUCGUACGCCUCGAACAAUAAUGGGCUUCAGCUGAAGGGCGAGCCGACCGCCAACUCAGACAAAAGCGCCGCCAAUGCCCUGAAGUCGAGCCACAAAUCAAUGUAUGAUUCAUAUCAGGUGUGGGCUCUCAAGACAUACGGCGAUUCUGCGAAGACAAAGACGGUCACCAAAAAGAAGUACAACAGAAUCCUGAAGAUUCUGAAGGGAGAGGAGGGCACUAACGUCGAGAACUCCAAGUUUCGCUUUUGGGUGAAAGCCAAGGGCUUCCGACUCGGACCCCAGAAUCUGGCGGCACUGGAGCUCAAGAGUAUAGCCGAACAGGUGUUAUACGUUCCCUGCUCUAAGUCUACACAAGGAUCAGAACGAGACGAGACCAUCUAUAAGAAAGUAGCAGUGGUGGAGAACUUCUUUGACAUCAUAUAUAAUGUUCACGUGGAAAUGGAUGGCAGAUCAGGUCGACACGCAGGACAGAAAAGGACGUAUAAAGCUAAUCUCUUCGAUAGAGCAACGAAAGCUUUAGCAAUGUCCGCUGUCUUAGCGGUGGCAGAGAUGUACGCAUUCCUACCGCGAGAAGCAGUGACUCGUUUUCUGAUGUCCUGUUCCGACUGCCAGAAGCGAAUGCAUUUGCAGGGAACCAAUGGCUGCACUAAUGCUAUCACUGGUAGCGCCGGCAGUAAAACUGGCCCUAAAAGUUCUGUGCGAAAGAGUCUCCUUCACGAGCAUAGAGUUGAUGGUCAGCCAAAGACAGCACUCGAUAUCGACUACUCAUUGCCGUUAACGACGACAAUAAAGCGUAUGAGAAAUGCGGGCUUUGUUUAUAAUGUUAUGGGAGACUCACUCAUUGCGCCGACAGCACCAUGUCUUGGCUUUGAUGGCCAAGAGGUUGAUGAUUGCCCGCACAGGCAGUUCUGUCAGUUCCCAAUUCCACACAUUAGAGACAUUGAGUUCUUAGUACAACCAUUAGAGACGUUGAGUGGAGGUUCCAAAGUGAUGGCCUCUACUUUAGUCUUAGAAAUGAUAUCGGAGACAGAGACCGGCGCAUCUGAUGCUGACAUUAGUGCACACAAUGGGGAUCAGACCACUGCUGCAAACAGUGACGACGCUGUCUGUGAAGAAAUCACUGGCGAUGACGAUGACGACGAUGAAGAAGAAGAAGUACUCGACGAGACCGACUUCGACGAGGAGGCCGUUCCCCUCGACAUGAGUCGUGUCAAGUGUGAGACCGCUAUUUGUUUCGAUCAGCCCUUGAAUAUGUGCUCCAAGAGAGCCAAACUCAGCGCUUCCAAGAUUGUCACCAAUGGUGGAGACAAUGGAAGUGUGGGCUCUAAGAAGAGUCACUCGAUUCAUGGCAGCCAUGGCUUCUCAGAGCACUGGAAUCAUAACGGAAAGCGAGUCAUACAUGAAGAUGAGGAAGAAGAUGAUGACGAGGAUAAUGAUCUACAACUUGGAGACAGACUGUUGGCAGAGCAGAGUAGUGGCGCAUACGAUCCCGAGAGGCUCAAGGCUUUCAAUAUGUUUGUCAGACUAUUCGUCGACGAAAAUCUCGACCGAAUGGUUCCCAUCUCUCGUCAGCCAAAGGAGAAAAUACAGGCCAUAAUCGAGAGCUGCGGCCGACAGUUCCCGGAGUUCAGCGAAAGGGCCCGAAAGCGGAUCCGCACUUAUCUCAAGUCCUGUCGACGUACUAAACGCCAUAAAACGACAGCGCCGGGCAUGCCUUCAGGCAAUGAGAACGGCAGGGCUUGGAGUGAAUCAUCCCCACCGACCACUGGCAAGAGCGGGCCGUCAUCUCAUGUGUCAUACCAUCUCACGUCGCCAAUGGCUGAACAAAUCCUGGCGACAGCCUGUGAUAAUGAAUGCCAAAACGCCAAAAGGAUGCGAAUGGGACUCAAACCUAUUUCUGUGAGCUUAAACGAAGUGUCGAACAGCGGAAACCCUCCGCCUGUCCACAGUUGCACCGCCACCUCCACGUCCGCCAGCGCUGUGCAAGUGUUUCAACAAAGCGCGACAACUAAUCCUAAUUUAUUGUCUUUUCCAUAUCAACAAUCCAUUGCUUCAGAAAACGGCACAGGCAGUACAAGUCUGGUGAAUGGGAACACUGGGAAUGUGUCAGCCAAUGGUAAGACAGCCCCCAAUGGGAACCAUUACUCGUUAAACCCGAGCGAAGUGGCGGCAGUGAAGCAACUCAUCGCCGGAUACCGGGAGUCGGCGGCCUUUCUCUUGCGAUCGGCCGAUGAAUUAGAGCAGCUUAUACUCCAACAAAACUAAUCAAGCUAAACAAACUAGAAUUUAUAUUCAAGUUUUCAUUAUGGAUCAAAUCAAAAUUUUCACAAUUAUAUACAAACACCUAUAUUUCAAUCUAUUACAUACGCUAUUUGAGAUAAACUUAUUUUAAUGUGCAUAU